UAUUGUUGGUAAUAUUGUUAUGAUGCUUGUAGGCUCAUUAUUUUAACCGGCCUAGCCUGGCUUUAGACAAAGGGUCUGCCAAAUACAGGCCUAUAGCCUAUGCAACUUGGAUGUAAUUCGAAUGAAUUGCAAUUACUGAAACAGCCUACAUUCCGUGAUGCCGCUCGGUCUAAAACCUUGCAGUUUGUGGACUGAAUUACUAACAAAUUAGCAGCUCUUUCGCAAAUGGUUCAGCAAAUUGAUCCCAUGCAAAUAGCUUAAUCUAAACGAAAAUAUACCCUAAGUGCCUUCAAAAAUAUGGAGCGCGUGGAUGGGUUAAUUGAAUGUAGUCAGGCUUGUAGCCUUCUCAACUCUUAUCCAGUCUAUUUUUGAGUGUCUUUCUCAUCUCUGUUUAGCUGGGAGGGGGUGCUAAAGCUGAGGACAUGCUUGCAUUACAGUGCUACCCAUUUCAGUAGCGCGGUUAUAUCUUCGAUUCGCCCGAAUUUGUAAGCGGUGGGAGCGGCCACUUUAAAACAAGAUAACUGCAGUUUUGACCUUGCAUACAAACGCGAUAAUCAAAUGUGACUACCGAUAUCAUAUUGGCGAGCUGCAGACACCCAGGAACUUUAUGAAGAUUACAAUAAUAUCAUGCUAUUUGCCAACCCACUGGUCACGCAGUGUCGGAUAUUUAUUGUGCUGGUUCUCUGUUGGAGAGGCGCUCCAUCCCCAGCGCUUUCCGCGGGGUGCCCUGAGCGGUGCGUGUGCGACGAACAACUCGUUGUCCAGUGUUCGGGACAGCGACUAUCUACCUUCCCAACCAACCUGCCCCUUGCCACGCGGCAGCUAAUUAUUUCCAACAAUAAUAUGGAUGAGCUGCCAGCCCUGCAGCUAAAUUAUUUAUCCGAUUUGGUGUACUUGGACUGCAGCAGCAACUCAAUCCGAGAAAUAUCUGAGUCCACCUUUGGAAAUCUCCGCAAGCUUGUCUACCUGGAUUUGUCUUACAACAUGUUUGUAAAGAUUGAGGACCAGACAUUUGGCCCCUUGGCAAGUUUGGUGAUGUUAAGGUUAACGGACAAUCCUUUGCUUUCAGAGAUACACCCAUCGGCAUUCGUAGAGAACGUUGCGCUUCAAGUGCUUGACCUCAGUCGAAAUAAUUUGACCAUGCAUAAUGUUACGUCGCUGAUAACUCUACCUGCUCUACGAUCGCUCGGUUUAAGCGGGAACCCAUGGAACUGCGCGUGCGAGAUUGAGGACCUUUGCUUGUGGAUGCAAAUAGACACCUUUAGAUUCCAAGAUGAGGGACAGACGGUGUGUGAGGGCCCUCCGGACUUGCGGGGCCUCCGUCUGGCAGAGCUGGGUCUUCAUCUGCGGACGCAGUGCCACCCAAGUUUGGGUCACCAGGACUAUCUGUUCUUCAUAGCUAUUGGGUUUGUCAUUUUUGCAGCCGGCACUGUACUGGCCUGGCUAACGGGAGUGGUGAUGGUGCUUUUCGAGCGUUAUGUGAAAAGGGAAGACGGCGAGCUUGAUUCAGAGAGGGAAGAGGUGAAAGAGGAAGCAGGAGGAUGACCAGAACUUGUGGGAAAUCUAAAUUAACUAUGCAAGACCAUCAUGAAAUUAGUUUUUCUCAGUCGUUUGGUGCUUUUCUCAGAUCAGAAUGAAAAUUCUCAUAACUAUUAGUUCAAACUCCACAACAUUUAGUCAUUUGUGCACAUCAUAGU
Messenger RNA from Alosa sapidissima (American shad), 1697 nucleotides. RefSeq names its product leucine-rich repeat-containing protein 52-like. Gene Ontology annotation, cellular component: voltage-gated potassium channel complex. Lineage: Eukaryota; Metazoa; Chordata; Actinopteri; Clupeiformes; Clupeidae. The record is from RefSeq and is a predicted model, not a curated record. The transcript is spliced from 2 exons. Gene Ontology annotation, molecular function: voltage-gated potassium channel activity; potassium channel activator activity; transmembrane transporter binding. Bases 628 to 1545 code for a protein of 305 amino acids.